GGAUGGAUUGAAUAGAUUAAGAAUCGAUUUGUCGUUGAAAGCGAUUGAAGAACGAAGUAAGCCCAUAGGAUAAAUAUUUUCAAAAGUUUAACAAAAAAUGGUUCAAAUAGCAAAUAGCAAAAAAGAGAACAAAUCAGGGUAGAGUAGGCACAGGGAUACUUUACAACUGCUCAAAAGAUGUUGAUACUCCACCAGAAUUUCCUCACAUCACUCCCAUCGAAAAAAUAUGAACAAAAACGAUUUAAAUCAUCAAAUCCUCCCGAACACACCGAAAUGUUAUCGAAUUGAGUGCUUUCUCGAACAUCGGCGAAUUGCAUAUUUUGAAACGCUGCCAAAAUGUUUCCCAACGCAUAAGGGUGGGUUUAGACCAGUGAUAUAUUCAUGUGAAGAAAUAUGAUUAGAUUUAUAGAAAUCGCAUCAACCGUUUACACUAGCGUGAACUUCUAUAAUGAAUAUAUUCAUAUCUUAUGUGAAUUUAUUCACCUGAAGUAGAACUGCAUCCAACUUUAGUGGUUUCUCACCAGUGAGAAAUUCACAAGCGUUUACAUAUGCUGAAUUUAUUCAAGUUAUAUAUACCUCGAAUAAGUGUAUCAUAUUUAUUCUCACCCGUUUACACCUAUUUUCACGUGAAUAAAUCCAUCUAUAGCUAUAGAUCUCCCUAAUGUAAACCCGCCAUAACGUCAGGAAUGCAACAAGCAAACCAAACAACUCCAAAAAUUAUUCCGACAGGUUUCAUCCGAUUGUAUCUAUAAAAGCAAAAUAGAGCUAACGAACAAAAUUCGGUUCAACUAGAAUUACAGGGUCCAUCAGAUUAAAGGCUCAUGCAAAAAAAUGGAAUAGCUCCUUAUAAAAAAAAAUUCGCUCCGUCGAUGGUAACACUGCAUUCUCCACUUCGGUACUAUAAUAUUCUGCUAAUCGUUUAGUCUGAUCGGAUGGUUUUUAGUGUCAAGAUGUACAAUUUACAAGAACGUGUAUUUACAAGAACCGAAGCCUUAAUGAAACUUUGUCCUCUUAUGGUAAGAAUUUCAACAUUUCUCAUCGUCGAUUACUUCCUAUGGGGGUACGUGAAUGACCGUUGCUAUGUUACAAGCCACAAAAUAUGGAGAAAUUUAAAGAAGAAAUAGCUCGGAUUUUCAACAGCAUCGAAGUUUUUGUUCACCGUUUAAAACGCGCCAUCGAAAAAAGGGGUGGUCACAUCGAAAAUUAUCCUAAAAAAAGCUUAAACUGAAAGACCCUGUACAUAAUAAGGUCCAAUAUUUAAUUUUAGAAAUUUCUAAUUUCUCAUUUUUCACUGUUGUUCUAUUUUUUUUUAUGUAAUGUCAAUUUAUUGUCAAAUUAUUUACAUGUAUUCAAUUUUUUAAAUUUCACUAUUUAAUUCAUUUUGGAGAGCUGAUAAAUCUAUUGCGCCCUCAGUGUCGUUUAUAAUCCUAAUGUAAGUAACCAAUAAUUUCAAAACAUUGAUUCUCUGUGUUGUUUGCAUGUGAUCAAGAACAGGUCUCAAUAAUUCAUUAAAUAAUUCUAUUCAUGACUAUAUUUAUUGGACGAAAUCUGCACAUUUAAUAUGCAAAUACCUACGCGGGCAACCGGUAGACCGCCGACUACCGUUUGGUCAUCCCUGAUAUAUAGUAUAUAGAGUAUGGAUUAGGGUGCCAAGGAAUGUAUGGGAAAAAAUCGAGCCUAAAAUUUCAAAAAGUUACCCAAUACGAAAUGUUUGCCAACUCGAAAAAACACCUUAUGCCAAAUAUCAGCUCAAUCGGACUUAAGGGAGUGUGGCGCAAAGCGGUCAAAGUUUGAGUUUUUUGAAAAUCGAAAAAUCACCCAAGGGGGAGUAAAGGAAAUCGGGGGUUUCUAAAUUUUUUUUCAUGCCAAAUGUCUUUAAAUUGCAUGAAACGUCGAGAUCUAAUGUCAUUUUGAAUUUUUUUUUUGUCAAAAUCGACACUGAGAUUUAGUUUUUUUUUUCGGAAUACGAGACGAAACGUACGGUUUUAGGUGCCAAUAAAAAUAAUUAUCUCGAUUUUUCAUUUGGAACUUGUUGCGAAAUGUUGAUUUGCGUGAUAAUUACCCUAUGCAAAAUAUUAACUCAUUCGAACUUCAUUUAUUAGUGUGAAUUUUUGAACGGGUAGUACUCUCAGGCAAUUCAGUCAUUUUGUUGAUGAAUACAGGGUGCAGUGUACUCAGGGUGGUCGUAAAGAUUAAAAAUCUUGUAAAUACAGAGCAGAUCUCAUCCAAUUUUGACUAUAAACAUUUUUUUUUCAAAAUGACAUUUGCCUUGUCCACUGGAUCUGGAUCUGGUAAUUUCCUUCUCGGUAUAUGCACAGCAUUUUUCUCCACCCUGAGUGCAAUCAGUGGAGCCACAAUCAGCGUUAUUUCUUGUCACUAUAGCCAUAAGCUGAUAGUACUCUUUUCCCCGCCGAUGGGAGCCAAACAGAAGUACUUUUGCUUGGAAUGAAAGGCAUUGUUUGCGCAGCUAGAAGCUAGAAGAAGAAAAAAUAUACUAAAACCAUUCUUCUGCACUGUUAUGAUUCGACAGUAAAGCGCGAGCUGGCAACGAAUGCAUUUGUUACCAAAAGAUACGAUUAGUUUUAUAAACAAAUUUGUUUUUCACGAGCAGUGGCUGAACAGCAAUUUUGACAUUGCGAUCCACCUACAGUUCAACGCCUUGGUCAGAAGAUAAUAAAAAAAGUCUCUUGGCAUCCCUGGUUUGUUUGUUUAUUUUUGGUAAAAAAUGUCAAAAGGAAGAUUCAAGAAAAACAAAAAAUCGUAAACAAUUAGACAAGUUUUUGCUUUCAAUUCAUUUGAAUAUAUAACAUUCUAGAGAAGUGAGAUGGCGUUUGUUAGCGGCGACCUGGACGAUCCGACUCACAUUAAAAUGGAGCCAGAGUUAAUUAUUGAUGACCACGAGCUGUCGGAUGAUUGUAACACUUUCGAGACAGAUUCAACAGCGGACUUUGAGCCAAUUGUACAGCAUAUCAUGGGAGAAAAAGGAGAGGUUUCCCUCAUUCUAAAUGACAAUCCGACGGAUGAAGGAUUGAUGAAAUAUUCUAUACGGUUACACUCGGGCGAGCGUUGCUAUUCUUGUCUGCUUUGUUCUAAGGCGUUUAAGCGUCGUACAACGCUCAAAAGACAUAUUAAACAUACUCAUACUGGUGAACGUCCUCAUCCUUGUUCACAUUGUACGAAGGCGUUUAAGUCUCAUGCAGCACUCAAAAGACAUAUUAAACAUAUUCAUACAGGUGAACGUUCCAAUCUUUGUCCACAUUGUCCGAAAGCGUUUACGGAACAUACAGCACUCAAACAGCACAUUCUUACUCAUACGGGUGAACGUCCUUUUUCUUGUUCACAUUGUGCAAAGUCGUUUAAGCGACGUUCAACGCUCAAAAGUCAUAUACGUAUUCACACGGGUGAACGUCCCCAUUUGUGUCCACAUUGUCCGAAAGCGUUUAUGCAACUUGCAGAGCUCAAGAAGCACAUUCGAACUCAUACGGGUGAAUGUCCCUUUUCUUGUCUGCUUUGUUCUAAAACGUUUAAGCGUCGUACAACGCUCAAAAGACAUAUUAAACAUAGUCAUACAGGUGAACGUCCCCAUCUUUGUCCACAUUGUCCGAAAGCGUUUACGGAACAUACAGCACUCAAACAGCACAUUCGUACUCAUACGGGUGAACGUCCCCAUCUUUGUCCACAUUGUCCGAAAGCGUUUACGGAACAUACAGCACUCAAACAGCACAUUCGUACUCAUACGGGUGAACGUCCUUUUCCUUGUUCAUAUUGUACAAAGUCGUUUAAGCAACGUUCAACGCUCAACAAUCAUGUUCGUACUCAUACGGGUGAACGUCCCCAUCUUUGUCCACAUUGUCCGAAAGCGUUUAUGCAACUAGCAGGGCUCAAAAAGCACAUUAGAACUCAUACGGGUGAACGUCCUCAUCUUUGUCCACAUUGUCCGAAAGCGUUUAUUCAACUUGUAGUGCUCAAAAGGCACAUCCGGACUCACACGGGUUGAUUCAAAAUGUUAUAUUACAAUGAACUGUGGGGACACGAACCGAAAGGAUAAAGAAAAUCGAACGAAUUAGUCUAAUAAAUAUUAACUUUACUUUAUUA
Molecule: messenger RNA, 4095 nt
Organism: Toxorhynchites rutilus septentrionalis
Lineage: Eukaryota; Metazoa; Arthropoda; Insecta; Diptera; Culicidae
Product: oocyte zinc finger protein XlCOF6.1-like
Exons: 13
Coding region: 2825-3997 (390 amino acids)
Biological process (GO): regulation of transcription by RNA polymerase II
Cellular component (GO): nucleus; transcription regulator complex; PcG protein complex
Molecular function (GO): DNA-binding transcription factor activity, RNA polymerase II-specific; RNA polymerase II cis-regulatory region sequence-specific DNA binding
Source: RefSeq, a predicted model, not a curated record